Molecule: messenger RNA, 5291 nt
Organism: Bactrocera latifrons
Lineage: Eukaryota; Metazoa; Arthropoda; Insecta; Diptera; Tephritidae
Gene: spir
Product: protein spire
Exons: 17
Coding region: 613-3942 (1109 amino acids)
Biological process (GO): actin filament network formation; cleavage furrow formation; establishment of meiotic spindle localization
Cellular component (GO): cell cortex; cytoplasmic vesicle membrane
Molecular function (GO): actin binding
Source: RefSeq, a predicted model, not a curated record
UAAAACCAACAACAACUACAAACCUUGCGCAACUACUUCAUCGCACUGUUUUUGUGUAGUAACUUUUUUGGAAACAAUUUCGAUUGCUUUUUGUGUUCAGUGAAUAGAAAAAUAACUGCAUAAAUAUUUUUUACGAAAAUUCCAUUUUUAUUUCCAAACUCGAUUUGAUUUUGUGUCUGAUUUUUGUGAAAAUUUUUGUUUGUUCUCUUUUAUUCGUGAAGCGGUGCAUAAAUUCUAUACCAAAUCGACCAUCAUACGACAACAAUAGACAUAAGCAAUACAACAACAACCGCAAUAACCCAUUUAAAUACAAAGUCGGGCGGUCUGACUGACGUAGUAGACCCACGAUUACACCGAAAUUAGAGAAUGUCAUUGAAGCUGAAAUAAAAUGUUUGUGAGAAACCUGACCACAAGUGUUAGUGUAAAAUUUUGUGCUAAGAAAUUAUAUAUGUGUGUCUGCGGACAGGAAAAAAAUUUGUGUGCUCCGAAAGUGAACCGUAUCGAGCGACCCAGCGAUUACGUAUCGAACGAACGACGAUUCACCCUUUAUAUGUAAAACCCAACUAAACAUAAUUACUUGAAACAAAAGUAAAGUGCUUCGAUAUCACAGCUAUGACUGAAGAAAAUAAUAGCAAAAACGCCAAUAAGAACAGCCAGAAGGUGGACGACAGUGGCGGCGGUGGUGGUGUCUGUAUGAAUAGCCGCCUAGGUGAGACAUACACCGAUGCGGUGACCAUGAAGCUAAAUGCUGGGCUGGAAGUAAAUAAGAAGCUGGCGCCCAUACUCACCAUCAACUCCGACACGGAGGAGGGCUUCCUUUCGACGUCGCCGGACAGUAACCAGGGCGAGCAAUCGCUUCAUGGCAAAUGCAAUGGCAGCAGUAGCACCACACUAAACGCCACUACGGGAUCGACAAACGCAGUGGUGCCGAUGCCACCGCCCGUUUGUCUCUGCACGAAUCCGGAGAACUGUGUGACGUUGAAGGAAAUUUUGGAUUCAUUCAAAUCACCGCUGUCCGAGGAGCAGGCCUGGGCGCUGCUGUACCAAUUCAUGGUGCUCUAUCGGCAGGUGGCUGCUGCUGGGCACAGGCACAUCUUCAACGAUCUGGAGAUACCAGAGGGUAUUGAGAAUUUGAACUUGCAUCGCGACGGUGCAGUGCAUUGCUCGUGGUCCGAUGAGGAACGCAAAGAGAGGGAGCAGAAAAUACAGCAACAGCAGCAGCACAAAAAAGCUGCUGAAGAACAUGAGGCGGUCACGGAGACGCAUGGUGAUGAUAAUCACGCGCUUCUGGUGGCUUCACAUAAAAAGAUUCUACGCAAAGUCGCAGUGAUCGUGUACACCGCCUUGGACUACAACCUGACAGUGGAUGAACAGUGUCAAAUGUCACAUGAGCUGGAGGAACUGAUCGCUAUCAUGACAGCAGAAGAAAACGAUGAUGACUGCAUCGAUGAGGGCAUUGAUGAGGGCCACCAACGUUGGGAUGAUGAAGGCGAUGAUGAGAAGUGGAAUGAAACCAAAGAAUUUGAUUUUGUGCUUGAGGCCUGUAAAAAUCACGUUAAGCCCACUGUACCUGAGGAGCAUUACAAGGCGGUCUGUCGUGCGCUGGUUACGGAAACAAUCGAGCUGCGGAUAUUCCUGCAGCAGGUCUUGAACGAUGGUGCCGACAAUCUCCACUUAGAAGCCGGUUCACAAACAUCAAAACAGGAACUGGCCAAACUGGGCUUCAAUGAUUGGGCACGUUUCUGGGUUCAGGUGAUCGAUGAACUACGGCGCGGUGUUCGUCUGAAGAAAAACAAUUAUUCCCGCACACCCAUCGAGUACGAGUUGACUCCGUAUGAGAUACUCAUGGAGGACAUACGAUCCAAAAAGUACCAGCUGCGCAAAGUGAUGGUGAACGGUGAUAUUCCGCCACGCGUGAAGAAAGAUGCCCACGCCAUGAUAUUGGAGUUCAUCAGGUCACGGCCGCCACUCAAAAAGGCGUCCGAACGUAAACUACCGCCACCCAUUAAACGCACACCAUCGCCGCGCGAACAACUCAUGGACUCGAUACGAAAGGGACAAACACUGAAGCACAUACAACCGCCAACACCACCCCGACUCAAGGAUCGAUUGCUCCCACCAACCACAACACUAAUGACAACAACAACGUCAGCAACAACACUGAACCAUUCAUCAUCGUCUGCAACAUUAAAAUCCGCAGCAGCAGUAACAACAACAGCGCCAGCACAUGCAACGGUGAAUGCACUGAAAUUAACGGAGAACUUGGAACCGCAUCUGACGCCGCGCUCCAAGCAGCGGCUAAUCAAAGUGGAUUUCUCGCUGCUGCAGGACGAUGACAAUUUCUUUGAUGAGCCGUCGUCAACUGUCAGAUACGGCAACUGUCACAGCGCACAUGUCGGGAUCUGCUCGCAGCCACAAAUGCCUCCCUACCCGAUCGGCGGCUAUAUGACGCUGGGUGCUGGCUAUGGUGGGCCAGCGAGCGCCGUGUCCAAUGCCAACGUGAAAGCACACGGACCAACAGCGCAGUUGCCGUCAGCGCUGACUUCGCGGGUGCUACGACGAACAAAGGACUCGUACACCGAGGAUGAGUACCAUAGGUUCUUCGACAACGCGCUGGAAUCUUACGAUCUCGCCACACAAUGCGAGUCGAGACGCGCCUCGUUACGUCGCCACACGAUCGUCGGCUGUCAGAGCAACUUCGACGAGACUCAUUCCAUGCCGCCAUCGAGGCCCGAAUCACGGCAGUCGGAUGUGAGUUCUGUCGCUGCUCCGGGCGACGGCGCAGACACAGUUGCUGGCACAACCAAACAGCUACACAACAAUUACAAUCAAAAGCAACAACAACAUCUGAAGCGCUCCCAAAGUCCUGGUACAGGAGGCAGCCACAGCACACGUGCCGGCGGCGAGAGCAGCGGUUGCAGCCGUUCGUCAUCCUCAGUUGGCCCAUGGAGCAAGUCCUUUCUUGAUGAGAAAACUUGGAUCGAACGCGGUGACGAUCGUCUCUCGUUGACGCUGGAGGAGAUCGUGCACAUACGUUCGGUGAUGACGAAGGCCGAACUGGAAGGACUGCCUGUGGGUGUGCGUGUCAAGGAGGAUGUCGAAAAGCGCAAAGUCUGCUUCCUGUGCCUACGUACACGUUUCUCCAUAUUCGGGCCUUGGGGCAUACAAUGCAAAUUGUGCCAACGCACGGUCUGUUCCAAAUGCUAUACGAAGAUGAGAAUACCAACGGAGCAUUUCCGCAAUGUGCCGCUUGUCCUGAUUUCACCCUCAUUGCUUGCCAGUCCGGCUGGCUCCAGCACGCCAUCACCAUCGCAUCACGCUCACCACACACACUCGUCUUCGACAGGCAACAUAUUGGACGAGACAUUCCCAAAAUCGUUAAUUGAGCGUCUGUUGCGUUCCGAGUCAGAGCGUAAGACUCGCAAUACGGUGGGUAGCGCUCCAUCAUCGCCCAAACACCAAAGAUCCAACACCAGUACACCUGGCACCAGCCACAUCAUGGCCACACGUUCGGGUACCUGUGCUACUGGACAAGCCAUCGAGGCGGACGAUGCUUCCGCAGUGACGUCUUCUUAUAACAGUAAUCUAGCAAAUGGCUCUAACAGUAAUAUGUACGCCAAUAACAACAAACACAUCAACAUAAUGUCACGCAGCGUGGAGGGACCACGCAGUUUGCCUGCCAACAGUCCUGCGCGCGCGCAUUCCAACAGCAGCACUUUGGACCGGAAAACGAAAUUUUCUCGAGCCUUCACACUCUCCGCUUCGGGCACGCAACUCAGCCAGGAGCAGAAGGAGAAUAUGCGCGGAGAGCUGGUCACCGUUUGCAACGACUGCAAGGGUCUUGUCAUGGAGAUCACGCGCUCAUCCAAGCAGACGCGCUCCUCAGCGCGCAACCGCGCUCUGCAAAACCUCACGCUCGACCUCUCCCCGGUCUACAAGUGAAAAGGAGCCCCCAGGCGCGGCAACAAGCCGGCCUUGCGAAACACGAACAGGCCGUAAUCGCCGAAAACAGCUGAAUUUGAAAUAAACGCUGUUGUCGCUGCACACGCGGUUGAUUAUAACUAAGUCCUACUGCACUUCCAAAUCACUCUUCCCUUGAAAGCGUAAUUUUACAUAGACAUACGAACACUUUCUGGGCCGACGCCUACUCACGCCGCGCCGGAAAGUGUGCACCACUGUUUGUAAAUAAACAACAACUAAGCAAUUUAUUGAAAUGUUCGAACUAAGUUUUUAAACAACAAUAAGAAAAGGCGGAGGCAGCGCUCCGUGUUGAAAUGUUUGAUGAAAAUUAUUAUGUUCCAAGAAUGCACCCCACCAUUACAUUGUAAAAAAUAAGAAACUUAUUGAUGUUCGAAAAAGGUAGAUAUGUAUGUGCAGACCUGCAAUUAGCGCGCUUAUAAGUGAUUAAUUUGCUUUUGAUUUGAGUCUUGCGCAAGCGUUCUUGGAGGAGUCGCGCUCCGAAACCGCUUACAGCUUCGCGGAGUACGUAGCUAGGCAAGGCGCAACACAAGSCAAGCGCUUUCSCUGUYGACUGCCUUGCGUAUUAGUGUAUCAACUGUUUGGAACGAAAAYGCAGCGUAAAUUUGCUUUAAACUUUGAUACGAUCGCCAAGUUUCUUUUAGUUAGUUUUAUUUAUUUAUUCAAAUUCGUUUGCAAAGCUUUCUUUCUUGUUUUACUUCAUAGAAUUAUAGAAUUUAGGCGCGGCGUUGCUGGAACUUUCCCUUCCGUUGCGGUCACACACCGACAAUGUUUCUUUUUUUUUAUAAAUAUUUCAUUUUGUGAUACGGAGGAGUACUCUUUCCACCUUUCUGAUUAUAAUUCUUCAAAUUAAUACUUUUUACGCACGAUUUUCAUUGCCCCCCCAAAACAUGAAAAAUCAUGAAUAUGGUUGUGUGAGAACUUGUACAAAAACAACUGAUUUCUAUUUGUUAUUCGGACUUUCUUUGUGUGUUUUUUUUUUUCAUUUUUGUUUUUGUUUUGUGUUUGCAUUUUCAAUUCAUUGAGAAUUACAUAUAUUUAACGCUAAGAUUAUAAUUUUUCCUUUUGUUUUGUUUUCCUUUUUUUGACAUGACAUCUGCUCUUCAAGUAAAACUAAUGUUUGUAUACACACGUGAUAAUGCUACGAACACUUACCAAUAACUGUACUAUUAAAAUAUUAACCUUAACAUUUAGUUUUAAACGUAACAAAAAGGUCAAUGCACAUUUACCGUUUUCACAACCAAACAAUUUAAACAUAAUUUGUACUAUACACUUUAUAAUAUUGAUCGCAUAAUUUAAUAUACUGCGUUUAG